AUCAUUCCAUUCCCAGUGGCGUAGCUGCCUCCAUGAGCUAUUGGGGGCUCCAAAGAAAAAAGGAAAGCCAAGAGCAAAACGCGAUCGUCUCUGGAGAGUUACGGAGACAUGGGAGAUAAGUCCAAUCUCAAACAGAUGUGGGCGUGCAUGUAGGUAUCAUCUUGAUCGACGAUCCGUGGCAUAGAGUGUCAAUCUCCAAGUACACGGCAAGUUUCGAUCAGGGACAGGAAUGUUCAAGAAUAUCUGCGCAGAGUGGGACGAAACAGGCAUGGUCGAGGCAUGCCUGUGGGAUGAAACCGGUGCGGGGGAUGCCGAUGUACCGAAUAAGGAUUUGUGGCCAGGGCUAUGCUGGAACCUCCUAUGACGUGCACACCAGGCAUGGCGUAGGCGGGGAGUUUGGGAUAUACUGGAUUUAUUGAGAUUCGCUUCUAUUCUGACCCAUGUCUAUUUCUCUUCCCAUUAGCUUCCGACCAUCGAUCGACCCCCGCAUACCACUUAGCACGCCCUCCUAAUGCCCGACGAUCCUUCCAAUGCCGCCUCAAGUACGAAUACUAACCCCCAGUCCGACACCGUCCACCUUUCAGCUACCUCUCCCACAGACAAGCAAUCCGACUCUUACAAUGAAAAGACCUCCUCUAACCACGCUGCUUCCGAGCCUUCCCUCAGCACUGGAAACCCGCCAGAACGUCCCAUGAUCGCAUACCAUGACGACACUGGGCCCCCUCCGUUAGACUAUACGCUCAGAACCCGGCCGCGGGAACGGUAUAUUGCCCUCUUCUUUGGUCUCCUCUUUCUCGAGGCUGGCGUCCUUCCUCUCAUUCUCUUCUACUCCCUGCGAUGGGGUGCUCAUCUCUCCAUCACCAAGAACCUGGCUAUCAUUACUUCCCUCAUUGGUACCGUCUCUGGCUUCAAAGUCGCUCAACGGACCUACUUGCUGUGGUUCCGCAACGAGCACGAGUCCAGGCGGCCGAUUGGGGCUAGCAGAUGGGGUUUGGAUUUCUUCCACAUCCUCAUAAACAUCGGUCUCGCCGCUUUCUUCGUCCCGCUUAUCGUCGGCUCUUCCCUAUCCCCGGCAAGCGUGGCAACAGUAGCAAUGGCCCUCCCCUGCUUCAUGCUCUCCAUCUGCCUCCCAAUGCUCAUCAGCGGCCUCUUCCCCUCCCACUUCCGUCUCCCCUUCCGAGUCUCCUCCUUCCCACCCCAUCACCUCCUCCCCCCUCUCACCUACACCAUCGUCGAAGACGUCAUCGCCGUCGACGGCAGUGGAAAAAUCGAAUUCAGACAAGCCUGGAGAUAUCGCUACGAAGAGUCCAGGAUCAUGCGCAAACUCCUCAGAGAUCUCGCGCUUUAUUGGGGGAUCACGGGGACUGCGUUGGGUGUUGGCUUGAUUGUGGUUGCUUGGUUGGCUAGUGAUGAUGUGGGGUAUGGUUUGGGCUAUGGUAUGCCGUGGUUGUGGGCGUUCGUGAGCACGCCUCUGACUAUUCUUUGGGUGAGACGGGAGUUGGGGAGGGAACGCAGAGAGUGGGGUGAUCUUGUCAACGUCCAUCUUGAAAAACCUAUGCAUCUUGUCGAGACUAGAGUCGAUCGCGAGGCGUAUGAGAGGAUGAUGGCUAGGCGGAGUUCUCUUACUAUCAGGAGGGGCAGGGACAAUGAUCUUGCUCAGGUUGGUGAUGGCCCUGUGACGAGGACGAGGACUCUUGAUGAGUCUCACAGAGCGGAGAGGGAGAAUGUUCAACCCGUUGGACGGAGACGGUGUGUAUCGGAGAAACAACCUGCGAGUGGGGACGGUUGGUUAAGGAGGGAAAGUGCGGGUGAUUCGGAGCAGCAGCAGGGUCGGGAGCAUGGCCGUGAACCUGUCUAAACCCUCGAUCUCGUCGCGCUCCUCCCGUCUCAAAAGGCAUUCUCUCGCCCUUGUGGAUGUUUCGCCAUCCUGGACCCUCAAGCCCACACUGUCCUCUUGCAGUUCCUUCUUUGCUCUGCUUUCGAGCACGGUUUACGUUCAUUUGUAUUUAGUCUUUUUUUUUUGUAGCUAUUAGGUUUCUCCUUUUUUUGGUGCCAUUACCUGUACAAGCUGUAUUAUUCGCUGACGGACGGUCCACUAUCUUGAUACGCCAUUAGUUUGUAUGGUAUGAUACCUUUUUUUGAUCUUGUACAAGCUGUUGUAUAAUCCCGGAUAUGGAAGCACCUAUUGUAACUCCACUUUUUUUCUUCCUUGGCUAGUGUAUCCUGUGCAUGAGAUACAGUUUUGCCUACAAGUUAC
This is a messenger RNA of Somion occarium, 2257 nucleotides long. Lineage: Eukaryota; Fungi; Basidiomycota; Agaricomycetes; Polyporales; Cerrenaceae. The record is from the annotation of a GenBank genome assembly.